AUGAAUCCAGCUAGGAGAAACAAGAUUGACCUCGAUAAACUAACUGAAGAAGAGAGGAAGCAUUUCCGGAUGUAUGGAAAGUUACCAGCAGGAAAAGCGGGAAAGGAUCUUAUAUCUCACAAAUUAAAGGAACGAAAGUAUUUUGAUUCCGGAGAUUACGCUCUUUCCAAAGCUGGAAAGACUUCAGGUCCAGUCGGUGUUCAACACCCUUCACCUGAAACAAUUCCUCACUCGAAUGCAAUCGCAGCCGUUACCCACAAUUCCUCACCUGUGAAAGAAAGUUCUCUCGUACAUGAGACUGAAAUUGAUGAAAAAGCAGAUACCCAAUCUGCAGACGCAGACAAUCAAACUACCUCACUUUCCACAUCAAACCAAACAACACCAGUUCCGGUGAUCCCAGAACCAACACCCGCUUCUACUCUAAAUUCUUCUACAACUUCUUCAACAACAACAACCAAUAAUUCAUGA
Messenger RNA from Rhizophagus irregularis DAOM 181602=DAOM 197198, 468 nucleotides. RefSeq lists its product as uncharacterized. The record is from RefSeq and is a predicted model, not a curated record. Gene Ontology annotation, molecular function: protein phosphatase inhibitor activity. NCBI's taxonomy places the organism in Eukaryota, Fungi, Glomeromycota, Glomeromycetes, Glomerales, Glomeraceae. Gene Ontology annotation, cellular component: cytoplasm.